Maniola jurtina (meadow brown) is the source of this 2993-nucleotide messenger RNA. RefSeq lists its product as uncharacterized. Lineage: Eukaryota; Metazoa; Arthropoda; Insecta; Lepidoptera; Nymphalidae. The record is from RefSeq and is a predicted model, not a curated record. The coding region runs from base 384 to 1760 and encodes 458 amino acids. The transcript is spliced from 2 exons.
UCCGAUCCAUGAUUUGCUAUAGACUGACUGCGAAUUUUUUUCAAAAUACUUGCCGCAACUGUGCGUCGCCGCUGCGCCGACGGAACGUUGACUGCGUCAUAGUAACGCUGCAGCGCCCGUGUGGCCGGCUAUGCGUCAAAAUAUUUGCGUUGCGACGACGCAACGCAACGCAACGCGCCGUGUGGACACGCUCUCACUCGUCUCGUAGCGUUGGUUGGUGACUAUUGUUGAGUGUUGAGUGCCUCUGUUUCUAUUGUUUUUUAUCAUACGACUUGGCUUCCCUUACCGGACUUUGUUAUUUUCGUAUAUUGUGACCUGGCUUUGUGAAGUGGACUACAUCGAUUAGCUUUGUGAUUUGGAUUUUCGUUUCUAUCUCGUACAUUAUGGAUGAAGUUAAUAUUAGAAGUGCAAUAUGUGUCGGUUGCCGGCGAAGUCUGAACCGUAUCGGUGGAGCUCGCAGGAGAUCAAUGAUCUUAACAGCAGAGCUCAUGCAAAACCACCCUUUUUUGAUGUUGUACUGUUUAGAAGUUAUCAACGUUCAUCAGUUUGAUGGAGAGGAUCGAAUAUGUCGGCCAUGUUUUCUACGAGCUCAGCGUUAUGCUGCCAAUACUCAGUCUACAGAAGACGUACCAGACCAAUCUGGAGAAAAUACAUCAGGUCAACCUGCUCAAUUGAUCCAAGACGUACCAAUGGAAGUAGUUAUUGAGGAAAAUCCUGUACUAGGACAACCUAAUGUUGUUGAUCAAGAAGUACAAGUUAACAGACCACAGUUGAUAGAGAUACCUGGAUAUAAGCGAGCGCCAUUCAAUUCGCAAUUAUGUGUUUUUGCUGAUUGCAUCAAUACUGAUUUACAAAGAAUCCACAUCGACGUAAGGGCUACAGUUCUUCAAGAAAAAUGUUUUUAUCUCCCAAGAGGGACACGUGUUUGUCAACAGCACUCAGAGUUGCUAUGGCAAAGUAUCGAUACAAGUACACGCAGCGUAUUUAAUACUUUUUCAGCCGUACAAGUUAAAGACAUGAUGGAUAUUUUACGGACACGUAAGGUUUUUUUAGAUUUUGAAAAACUAACUUCAAUAAAUAAUGGCGUUUUUCAUUAUUACAUAGGCUUUUCAAAAGAAAAAUUCUUACAAAUCCUUCAAAGAACACCAAAUAUCAUGCAGCGGUUCAGGAAAAAACCAAAAACAAGUCUUGCGACUGUUCUUGCCAAACUACAUACUGGAGAGUCCAAUGAAAGGCUAUCUACCAUAUUUAAUAUGACCAGAAAGACUUUUGAAAAGACGAUGCGGCUGGUGAGGCAAGAUUUAAUAACAGAAUUUGUGCCACAGCAUUUGGGCUACGACCAUAUAACACGUGAAGAAGUUAUAUCCCGAUGUCUAUCCAUUCCAAAUGAACUAUUUGGAAAUCCUGAUGCCCCGUUACGUGAUCGUAGAGCCAUAAUUAUUUUAGAUGGCACGUAUAUUUAUUUGCAAAAAAGUAGUAAUUAUUAUUUUCAAAGAAAAUCCUAUAGUCUCCACAAAUUCCGCCACCUAGUGAAACCAUUUUUACUAGUUUGCCCUGAUGGUCAUAUAAUUGACGUAUAUGGAUUAUACGAAGCCACUACAUCGGAUGCAGCUAUUUUAUCAGAUAUAAUGAAAAGCCCAGAGGAUCCUUUCCAUUGGUUCUUCCAUGAAGAUGAUGUGUUGAUAUUAGAUAGAGGCUUCAGAGACUGUAUUGAAGAAGUGGAGACCUGUGGGUACCGUGCAUAUACGAGGGGUGGCUGAAAAGUUCUGAGCCUAAGGCACUUGCAUUCGUGCUAAUUACUCAUCCGGCGGGUCACUAGUUGAGCGACAUCUACCCACUAUAUAAGAAAAGUUUCAUGUCAUUAGCUUCAUUAAGCUUUGAGUAAUUGAACCGUGAACAUCAACAUGUCUGAGUCAUCGCUGCAGUUAACGAAAUUGGAACAUCGCGCCGUCAUAAAAUUCCUCGUAAAAAAGGGGAAAACAGCAAAAGAAAUUUUUGAAGAAAUGUCUAGUGUAUACGGAGAAUCUGGACCGUCGUCAGCCACGGUUAAACGAUGGACACGCCUAUUCCAACAAGGCCGAGAGACUCUGGAAGACGACCCCCGCUCGGGCCGGCCGAACACCGCAGUCACUGAUGAAAACAUCGAAAAAGUAAAAAAAAUUGUACUGGACGAUCGGCGAGUAAAAUUGUGGCAGAUAGCAGAAGAGCUGAGCAUCAGUAAGGAACGAGUUGGAGACAUUAUGCAUAAUCAUUUGCAUAUGAAUAAAGUCAGUGCGCGUUGGGUGCCUAAAAUGCUCACGCCACUGGACAAGCAGCGACGAGUUGAAACUUCCGAAGAAUUUAUAGACCUGUGCAAGGACAAUUUGGAGGAAAUUUGCACUCGUAUUGUCACCGUUGAUGAAACGUGGAUCCGACAAUACGACCCGGAGUCGAAACAAGAGUCAAUGCAAUGGAUAGAGAAGGGGGAAAAGCCGCCGACGAAGUUCAAGGUGGAAAAAUCGGCUUCCAAACUCAUGGCCACCAUUUUUUGGGAUUGCGAAGGAGUUUUACUCAUAGAUUACCUCCAAAAAAAAACUACGAUGAAUGCAGAGUAUUAUGCAGGGCUUUUGAAAAAAGUUCGCGAAGCCAUUGUUGAAAAAAGAAGAGGCAAAAUCAGCAAAGGAAUUUUGUUUCUGCAAGACAAUGCGCCGGUUCACACAGCGCGCAUUGCGAGGCAAGCCUUGCGAGAAACUGGAUUCGAUGAAGUGAACCACCCUCCCUAUAGUCCAGAUCUGGCCCCUAGCGACUAUUUUCUAUUUAAAAAUUUGAAAAAGGACCUUCGGGGACGAAGAUUUGGAGAUGAUGAAGAGAUGAAGGCGGCCGUAAAUGAACAUUUUCAAGCUAAAGACGCGGCUUAUUUUUUUUCAGGGAUACAAGCCCUCUAUAAAAGAUGUCAAAAGUGCAUUGAAGUCCAUGGGGACUAUAUUGAAAAAUAAAUUUUAUUUAGAUUUUUA